AUGAAGAGCCCGAACUUCUCUGCGUCCACUAGCUUGUUCAGAAAGCCGCUGUUCGGGCCCUCUUACGACAUCAACAAAGUCCAUGGGUUCAACAAGUUUAUACUUUAUGAGAACCGUCUCCGUUUCUACAUUGUCGCAUCCAACACCUCCGACUCAUGCCACCGCAUCGUCAAGGUUGACCGCACUUCCCAGGAUGAGCUCCUCGUCGUGGAGGAUGAAGCUGCAUAUACGGGGAAGCAAAUGACUGCCAUGUUGAAGAUGCUGGAGGACGGUAACAAGGGUUCGGGAGGUUUGGGGAAGCCAAAGGUAUUCUUUGGUAUCGUUGGCUUCAUUAAAUUCACCGCCGGAUGGUAUAUGGUGGUCAUUACAAAGCGUUCUGUUGUAGCACUUCUCGGUGGCCAUUAUCUAUAUCACUGCGAGAACACAGAAAUCAUCCCAAUACCAUCCGUGCACCGAAUAGACAAGCCCGGAGAGGAGCAGAGAUUGAUGAGUAUAUUCAAGCAAGUCGACAUGUCAAAGAACUUCUACUUCAGCUAUACCUACGACAUCACUUCCACCCUCCAAGCCAAUUUAACGUCAAGCAAUGUAUCCCUCGAAGGCUCAUGGCCCUUUAACGAUCGUUAUGUCUGGAACUACCGCAUGUUCGCCGCUGCGUUUGAGAGUCAGCAAGCUUCACCAUCUAAGAUACACUGGGUUCUGCCUCUGAUACAUGGACAUGUUGACCAAGCGAAAUUGUCGGUCCUUGGUCGCGUCGUCUAUGUGACCCUCAUCGCACGUAGAUCCCGACAUUAUGCUGGCGCACGGUACCUAAAGCGAGGAGUGAAUGACGAGGGAAAUGUAGCCAACGAAGUUGAAACGGAGCAGAUCGUCUCUGAGGCGUUGACUACUCCGUUCUACUACCCUGCCACACGAUUUCAGUCGCAGAAACCAGACAACCGCAGGCUGAACCCACACUACACCAGUUACGUCCAGUAUAGAGGUAGUAUUCCUAUCUACUGGGUCCAGGAGCAGAAUAGCAUGAUUCCGAAGCCUCCCAUCGAAAUCAGCGUCGUCGACCCUUUCUUCACCGCCGCAGCUAAACACUUCGACGAUCUCUUCAAACGUUAUGGAGCACCAAUCAUGAUCCUCAAUCUUAUCAAGUGCCGGGAACCUCAACCGCGCGAGUCUAAACUACUGGACGAGUACACCCGCUGUGUUGACUAUUUGAACCAAUUUUUGCCGGCGGGUAAAAAGAUGGAGUACAGACCAUGGGAUAUGUCUCGUGCCUACAAAGAGAAAAGUCAGGAUGUGAUCGGCUAUCUCGAAGAUCUCGCCGAAGAAUCAAUCCAGAUGUCAGGCUUCUUCCACUCAGGUUCUGAGCCCUAUUCGCAUUACCUUCGUAGUGCGGACGGCAUGCUUCUUCAGAAUGGGAUCUGUCGGACCAAUUGCGUCGAUUGUUUGGACCGCACGAAUGCAGCUCAGUUCGUUUUCGGAAAGCGCGCGUUAGGACAUCAGUUAUAUGUCCUUGGCAUCGUCGACAGUCCCAACCUAGCCUUCGAUUCAGAUUCAGUGAAUAUGUUGACCGAGAUGUAUCACGACCACGGCGACAUUCUUGCUUUACAGUAUACUGGCAGUGCUCUCGUCAAUCGUGUGGAGACCUAUCGCCGUAUUCCGCACUGGAACAGUCACUCACGCGACAUCAUCGAAAAUUUCCGGCGCUUUUACACCAACUCUCUCCUUGAUGCCGACAAACAAGCCGCCAUUAACCUGUUCCUCGGCAUUCAGCCUGACGCCGUCACCGUCCGCAAGGUCAAACGCUCUGGCUAUCAAGAAUGGUAUGACCCUAGACAUCUCGAAGCGGGAUACGCACUCGAGGCUUGCGAGGCAGGGAUCAACCAGUUCGUCGAGAUGUCACGAGAGUUUUGGGUAGAGUAUUAUAGGCCCCUAUUAUUCACUUCUUUGGGAAAGCAUUUUGCGUAUUCCAUGAACAGUACAUUGAAGCUUCCGGGGUGA
Messenger RNA from Stereum hirsutum FP-91666 SS1, 1992 nucleotides. RefSeq lists its product as uncharacterized. The record is from RefSeq and is a predicted model, not a curated record. The coding region runs from base 1 to 1992 and encodes 663 amino acids. Lineage: Eukaryota; Fungi; Basidiomycota; Agaricomycetes; Russulales; Stereaceae. Gene Ontology annotation, cellular component: intracellular membrane-bounded organelle. Gene Ontology annotation, molecular function: phosphatidylinositol-3,5-bisphosphate 5-phosphatase activity. Gene Ontology annotation, biological process: phosphatidylinositol dephosphorylation. The transcript has 11 exons.